AUGAGACCUUUGUACCUGGUGCUUAGGCACCUACUCUUCGCCAGCCUAACGCGUGCCCAGUUCGGGGUUCAGAAUGAUAGGUCAGUUCUCGGUAUUAACAAUGAGUUCUCAGGUGUUUGUUACACAUAUGUUUCGGUCUACCCAGUCCUUGCCGAUCCCGAUUAUAUCACCAUCACAAAGCCCUACAGAGGCUCAGUAACAACGCAGUAUACUGUUCCACCGCAGGGUGAUGAGCCUGGUAUUGUUAUUGUUGAACAGCCGGGCGGUUCGUCGGCGCCGGAGAAUGUAGUCAUCCCUGCGACGGAUGAUCGGUCUUAUGUUAUUAUCAUUAGACCGCAUUCAGGGCCGGAUCCGAUAUCUGCGCCUAUUACGCAGGUUGUCCCCCCGAGAAGUGGGCAGCCGGGACAGAUUAUUAUUGAGACGCCGGAGACGCAGGUUGGUGAUGCGACGCCGGGUGUGUUGCAGCCUCUUACACUUGAGCCGAAGGAGGUGACUGGCUAUGUGACGGUUCUUCGACCAUUGACUGGAACAUUGGCGUCGUUGCAACUAAUCACGAUUUCACCGACUGGGACGAACCGUGGAUCGGUUGUUAUUAAUGUCCCGACAUCGGCACUCAAUGGGGGAAGCCUCCAGGGUCUUACUCUCGAGCCUGCACAGGAUGGUGAUUAUGUCACCGUGAUUGAACCAGCGGGCACAGCCUUCAGCGGAACUGUCCCAAUUAGAUUAACAGUACCACCGACCAAUGGAAACCCUGGUACUGUAGUCAUCCAAACUCCUAUACCUGGAACUCUGGGGCCGUUGGCACUUGAGCCUCUAACCCCUAACACUUUGGGUGCCUUGGGACUCGCUGGCCAAACGAUCACUCUUCAACCUGCCGAUGCGACCGGCUAUGUAACCAUCAUCGAACCUGCCGAAGGAAGCGUUACCCCGACAGCACCUAUCCGAACUACCAUUCCACCGACUGGUACCAAGCCUGGAACUGUACUCAUACAAACACCACCGGGUUGGAAUGAUGGGGGAGAUGGUGCAGUUACACGAGCUCGUCCUCAGGGUUCGGUAUCGUAUACCACUAUUACUCGUGGUGUACCAAUGGGUCUUGGUGGCUCAGGAAGCGGUUCAGAUGGCGGGUCAAAUGGAGGUUCAGGGUCUGGUGAUGUUCAGGGUCAACCAGGUCAAGGCGGCGAUGACAAUUCAGGGCCGCGACAAACCCUUACUAUUCCUCCCGAGGGUGGUAACCCCGGCACUGUCCUUGUGUUAACACCUGACCACCCUAAUAACCCACAGACUGGUAACAAAGGUGGAGGCGAUGAUGGUGCCCAGGCUACUGGAGGAUCCAGUGGUGGGAAUCAAGGUUUAUCAGGCUCAUCGAGCGGAGGAAAUGAACAGAGUGGAAGCGGGGGAAGCUCCAACAAUGGAGGAUCUGGAGAUGGCACCAACAGCGGCAGUGGCAGCUCCUCUGGACAAGGAGGCAGCUCCAGCAAUGGGGCUUCUGGAAACAGUGAUGACCCCGUGAAGGGCGGUGUUCAGGGGUCCGGCUCUGGAUCAGAAGGCGAUAAUGAUGACGCUGCAUCUGGGAACGGGGGAUCUCCAGGCUCAAAUAACGGCAACGGGUCUGGAAAUGGCGGGUCAUCAAGCUCUGGCGGAUCUGAUACCAGCGGAAACAGUGGUUCGGGAGGAACCCAAGGCGGAGCUCAAGGUGGCUCCGACAGUGAGGGUGGUUCUGGAGGUAAGGAUGGACCGACGCCAGGAGGUACUGAGUCUGAAGGCGGUGGCUCAGAGGGCGGCUCAGAUUCUGGCAAUGGAAGCUCUGGUGGUACUGGGUCGACUUCUGGCGGCAAGGGUUCCAAUGGAGAGGACGACGGUGACUCUGAAUCCGGAGGAAGCAAUUCUGGAGGGGAUAGUGGUGCUUCAGGCCAGUCAUUUUCGUCACGAAGUGCAAGUGCUUCUCGUCGCUCAAGCACUCGAUCACCAAUCGUCAGGACAUCCCCUUCAACCUACGUCGUCACAUCCAGCAGCACUGUCUUCACCAUUACCGCUGAUAUCCUUGGGACCCUCACCGCCGAGCCUCAGAGGACACGUCGAUCAACCGCCAGCGGCCGUCUCACAGGUGGAGUCGAAGGGCUAGGUGGCAGUGAAAUUGCAACUACCGAAAGAACGACAUUCAGACGCCCUUCAAACAGUCGGUCUACCACAUCCGCGGUCGGUACUGCUGGCGACGCUGCUUCUGGAGUUGGGUCUGAUUCACCUCAAACUACACAGGCUCCUGGAAGGCCUUCGAGUACUAGACGAGCUGGCGAUUCAUCAAGCUCCGGCUAUACUGGCACUGUUGGUACGCGCGUCCGUCCUGGCGGUAGUGAUCUGAGCUCUACACGCAGCAGGACUUCCACUUCAGGGCAAGCCUCUCGACCUUCAGAUGGCGAGACCACUAUUGUCGAUAGUGGCCCUGUCAUAACAAAUGAUCCUGGCUCUGAUGCAGAGGAAGCUACGCCAUCUGUUGGAAACAACGCCCAAAGCCCAUCUACCCGCUCCGCCCAGAGAUCAAGUGUCUCUCAAUCCACUAGUGCGCAAAGGCCUGUUGCAGAAACUUCUUCGUCAGGUACUCGUUUCACUGCAAGACCUGCUGUCAUAUCGACUGAUGGUGGCAAUGCUGAAGUUGGAGGGACACCGCAGGCUUCACAGAGAAGUAGCAGGGCUACUAACGCCGUAUCGGGCUUUGUCGAAGGUGACCCUGAAACCAUUGCGACAGGGAACAAGGGCGGUACAGCUUCGGGAGACAAUGAGGCGACAUCACAGGUAUCAGGAGCUUCCAGUGGAUCACAGUCAACCAACGCUGUUAGCGCCGGCUCUUCUUCAACUGCAGCAAGAUCUAGUGCUUCGGCCACCUCGCGCGAGGGUUCGUCUGCCUCUGAUGCAGCUCGAGGCUCCAGUGCGGGUACAUCAACAGCAUCGCAGGGCGCGGGCCAGAGCUCAAGCCCCUCCAUAACAAGCGACGAGUUCAAUUAUGAGACUCUUAUUGGCACUCAGAGUGUUCCGGAGUCGGAGCGCGUGGAACAGCCCGGUGACACGUCGACUCGCUCAGCGACAAGCAGUGGUGCUGGAUUGACAGGCCAGCCAGCUGCAGGAGUUGGAGGCUCAACAACUGCUGAGUCAAACUCACAAAGCACUGGUGUUGAUGUUGAUGAUGACCCAACGACAUCUAGUGGAAAGUCGCUCGCUGGAGGACCUGUAGCUGGUGCUACGUCUGGAAGUGCGGGUGAGAGCUCUGUGAGCGACGACUCUGAUGCUGAGACCUCCGCUUCUGGAGAGCCUAACUCGGAGACGGCAUCCGAUGAUGCUCGCGAAACAGGAGACGCGACUGGUACAGCUCAGCCCGAGGAUGGCGAGAUUAGCUUAAUCUCACCUCAGGUGCCAGUUCCUACCGAUCCAUUGCCAGAGUCUGAAUCGAGCAGUCAGUUGCUCACUGGUGGAGUCGAAGGCAUACCCGGCAUUAGUGACUCGCCGUUUGAGUCUCCUGAGCUGCCACUGCCUACCGCGGUAUCAACUGGCCCCCUUCCUGACUCUGGCACUAGAGCUUCUACAGAGCCAUCGCAGAGUGGCUCGACAGAUGGCGAUGGCGCCAGCAAUACAGAAGAAGCAGAUGCUGAGCCUUCUGAGACAGAUGUUGAAGCAGAAAGCGAGACACCUGGCCCUGAUGCUACUUCUGAUGGCCCGUCAGCUACUGGAGAUGGUGAUGAUACUAUCUCAGCUGCGACAACAGUCACCAUAUUCAUUGGCGGUCCUGCUUCGGUCACAAGAACUGUAUACAUCCCACCUACAGCGUCUGGAGAAGCCGGAACUCUCAUCAUCGAGACACCUACUGGUGUCCCUGAAGCCAGUCAGACGGGUGAUGAUAGCGCAGAGGAGACUGACGAUUCUACUGAGACAGGUGCUCCCACUGAAGCAGAAGAGGAAGCUAUCUCGGCGGCGACUACAGUCACUAUCUUCAGUGGAGGUCCCGCGGCAGUCACGAGAACUACUUACAUCCCACCAACAGCUUCUGGCGAGGCCGGAACUCUUGUUAUUGUGACUCCCACCGGUGGAUUGGAUGCUGAAACAAGCGGCGAUGGCGAUGUUAGUUCCGAGACUGGGCCUGCCACUGAUGCAGAAGAGAUUACAGCCGGGACAACCAUCACUAUCUACAGUGGCGGCUCAGGGUCUGCAACUCGAACUAUUUAUAUCCCUCCCACCGUUUCGGGCGAAGCUGGCACACUCAUUGUGGAGACACCCACGUCUGGUCUGGGCGGUGAUGACUCUAGCAUCACUGGCACCGGCGCCAGUGGCCCAACUGCAAUCGUCACCCCUGAAGGCCCAGGCAAUGUCACUAUCUAUAGUGGCGGACCUGUCUCUUCAACAACAACUCGCUUCAUUCCCCCUACCGCAUCAGGAGAGCCCGGUACUGUGGUCGUUGAGACACCAACAGCUGGUCCGCAGGCUACAGGUAUCGGAAAUAUUACGAUCGUCACAGGUGGUCCUGCUACGGUUACUCAGACUCGGUAUAUCCCUGCCACGGCGACUGAUGAGCCUGGAACUAUCGUCAUCGAAACACCUACUUCCCAAGUUGAUGAGGAUGGUGGUGCAGGAAACACAACUUUAUAUAGUGCGGUAUCUGCUACUGGUACUCGCACCAUCUAUAUUCCACCCACAGUAUCUGGUGAGCCAGGAACUGUCAUCAUUGAGACCCCUGCUGUGAGGGCAGUGACUGUCUACACAGAUGGUCCUGCAUCAACCACCCGAACGCUCACUAUUCCGGGCACUGCCUCAGAUGACCCUGAUACAAUUCUCAUCGAGACUCCUACUUCGGGCUCAGGCUCAGGUCCUGCUAACGUCACUGUUUAUACUGGUAUCUCUGCCACUGUCGCAACUACUCGUUUCGUUCCUGGCACAGCUUCAGAUGAACCAGGAACAUUCAUUGUUGAAACACCAAUUGGAAGUCCAACCUACGUGACAGUCUACAGUGGUGGCACAGGUACAGCUGUUACGACGAUCUAUUUGACACCGAGUGCAUCUGGUGGCUCAACUACUAUGAUCAUCCAGACUCCCACCCAAGGAUCCGAGGAGUCUGACACAGAUGAUGGUGAAGCGUCUGAGACUGGAACCAUCACAGAAGCUCGAAGCACAUCGGCGACCCGUGGGAACGUAACUAUCUACACCCAAGCUCCCGGAACAGCGGGCGGGACAUUCUACUUCCCACCUGAUGACCCAGAAGAGUCGGGCACUAUCAUCAUCGAGACACUUCCUGGUGAUGCUGAAGAGACUGGCACUGAGUCUAUUGAAGGUUCUGUCGCCCCAACUGCUGGUAGUCGGGUCAAUACCACAAUCUUCAGCGGCGGCCCAGUAACUGCGCCUAGAACAUUAUACAUAUCAGCAACAGUUUCUGGGGAACCGGACACCGUUCUUGUUGAAACACCAACCACUGGCCUAGGAGCAGAGGCGUCAAAGCCAGCGACCGGCCAGCGAUACACAACCAUCUUCGGUGGAGGGUCCGGAACAACCACGAGGACUAUCAUUAUUCCUGCAACUGUAUCUGGUGAGCUGGAUACUAUUCUCAUCGAGACGCCCACUGGCGGUGCUCCUGAAGUCACAAUCACUAGAGGGGGACCAGUCUCAGUGGCCACGACUGUAACGAUCCCUGGUGCGCCUGGCGAACCUGACACUGUUCUCGUUGAGAUUCCAACUGAAUCUAGCGAUGCUGAGCCUUCAGAGAGCGGUAAUGGCCCAGGCGAAGUGACUUCGACGCGCGGCGGACCAGUUACAGCUGCAACGACAAUUACAAUUCCUGGCCAAUCAGGCCAGCCAGAUACGGUUAUUAUUGAAACGCCGACUCGUGCGGCUGAAGUCACAAUCACAAGGGGAGGACCUGUUUCUGUCGCCACGACUGCAACAAUUCCUGGAGCGCCUGGUGAGCCAGAUACGGUUCUUGUGGAAAUACCAAUCGAGUCUGCCGAUCUAUCGGUGACUGGAAGAGGUGCGGGUGAAAUAACUUCCACUCGUGGUGGACCAGCCACGGCCGCAACGACGAUCACCAUCCCAGGUAUAUCAGGCCAGCCAGAUACGGUUAUUGUUGAAACACCUACAACCGCCUCUGAUAGCGAGGAAUCUACGGCGACAGGAGAUGGUCCAGCUGAAGUGACAUCUACUCGAGGAGGACCGGUAACAGCUGUAACUACUAUCACUAUUCCUGGUGAAUCAGGCCAGCCAGAUACCGUUAUUAUCGAAACACCUCUAUCAUCUAGUGAGACUGUGCCAUCUGCAACUGAGGGCCAAGAUGAGGUUACUAUCACUCGCGGUGGACCUGUAACUGCAGCCACGACAGUGACUAUUCCUGGAGUUUCUGGUGGUCCAGACACCGUGUUUGUUGAAAUACCCACUCAAUCUUCUGGAGAGCCUGAAAGAACUGCUGUUCAGGAGGUCACACUUACUCGGGGUGGUCCUGUGACAACCCCUAUCACAGUUACCAUCCCUGGAGCAUCCGGCGGUCCUGAUACUGUUUACAUUGAGGUACCCACAGAGUCUGUUGGGAGCGGAGCUGUUCAGCAGACUACUAUCACACGAGGUGGCCCUGUAACAGCUGCCACAACGUACACAAUUCUUGGGGCGGCGGGAGAGUCAGAUACUGUGUAUAUCGAAACGCCUACUGAGUCCGCUGGUGGGGGUAGUGAAAUACCGGUAACUGGAGCCGUUCAAGAAGUCACUAUUACGAGAGGCGGUCCGGUCACAGUGGCAACCACAGCCACAAUCACUGGUGUUUCUGGGGGACCAGACACAGUCUUUAUCGAGAUACCCACGGAAUCUGCACGUCGAAGUACGGAGUCGCCAGUGACAGGAGCUGUUCAGGAAGUUACUAUCACGCGUGGAAGUCCCGUCACAGCGGCAACGACGAUUACUAUUCCCGGAGCUUCUGGCGAGCCAGAUACCAUUCUGGUUGAAGUUCCGAUUGAGUCUGCUGAACGGUCUUCAGAAACAAGCUCUGUACGCGAAGUCACUAUUACAAGAGGUGGUCCAGUUACAGCAGCGACAACGCUUACGAUUCCCGGCGAAUCUGGUGGGCCUGACACUGUAUUGGUUGAGAUUCCAACUAGCUCUUCUGACGAUGGCGAUAAGUCUUCCACAACUGGUUCUGUUAGGGAAGUCACUUUCACACGGGGAGGACCAAUUACAGCAGCGACAACACUCACGAUUCCUGGUGAGUCCGGGGGACCAGAUACUGUGCUGGUCGAAAUCCCAACCAGUUCAUCCAAUGGAGGCGGUUCUACCCAAGGAGAUGUUACAAGUACUCGUGGCGGUCCUGUUACAGCCGCUACAACCAUCACUAUACCCGGUGUAUCAGGCGGGCCAGAUACCGUCAUCAUCGAAACCCCCACCGAGUCUGCCAUUGAGCCAUCAGAGACUGAUGACCGUCAAGAGGUCACCAUUACCCAAGGUGGCCCUGUCACAUCCGCGACGACGAUCACUAUCCCAGGCUUAUCGGGAGAACCAGACACUGUUAUCGUUGAGAUACCUACUGGUGCUUUUGAGACUCCCAACAAUGCUCUCGCCAACGUCACUGUCUACAGUGGCGGCCCUGUCUCAGCUACUCGUACCAUCUAUCUUCCACCCACUGCAUCUAGUGAGGCUGGCACUAUUGUUAUCGAGACACCAGAUGGCUCUAGUCCGACAGAAACUGCUCGUGGACCUGGAAAUGUCACCAUAUACACUGGUGUCGCCGGUACAGCUACAAGAACCGUCUUCAUACCUGCUACAGCUUCAGGAGCACCAGGUACACUACUCAUCGAAACGCCAACAGGUUCUGUGGAGACCACGGGAAGUAUUGCUGCAACAGCGACAGGGCCUAUUACUACCUCUGAGGGCAGACCCAACACUACAAUCUUCAGUGGUGGAUCUGGUUCAUCAACUAGGACAGUCUACUUCCCACCAGCUUCUGAUGAUCCCGAUGGCCUUGGAACCGUAGUCAUUGAGACGCCGACAUCAGGACCGGAGGAUGAGACGACAACCAGUGAGGGUUCUGCAAACACUGCAUUCCCAGUGGGUAGACAGAACAUCACUCUCUACAGCGGUGGCCCAGGUUCCAUUGUAACGACAAUCUACUAUCCACCUGCGUCAAGCGAUCUCGAUGAGCCCGGCACGGUAGUGAUCCAGACCCCAACGGCAGGUCCUGUAGAGGACGCAUCAGCUUCUGCAAGUGAAGCCGCUACGCCAAUCCAGAACAUUACUCGUAUUGUGGGAGGACCUGCCUCUGUCACAACGACAAUCUACAUCCCUCCCACUGCCUCUGGUGAACCUGGAGUGGUCAUUAUUGAGACGCCUACAGCCAGUCCCGAGGAGGGAGAGACAUCUUCAGCAUCAACCACUGAAACUACUCGGGAAGAGGAAGCGACUGGUAUUCCCAAUGUCACUCGCUACGUUGGCGGUCCCGCUUCCAUCACAACAACAUACACAAUACCCCCUGCCUCGUCUGGAGACCCAGGAACAGUGGUCAUCCAGACACCUUCUGCCAGUCUUGACCAGAGCGCUUCGGCAACUGAGAUUCCAAACGUCACCAGAUACAUCGGUGGCCCAGCUUCAGUCACCACGACCUAUACUCUCCCUCCAGCUUCACCUGGGGAGCCAGGUACUGUUGUGAUACAAACCCCAACUGCCAGUCCUGAAAGCGCUACGUCUUCCUCACCAGCUGAAAUUCCAAAUGUCACUCGUUACGUCGGCGGACCAGCGUCAGUUACCACAACGUAUACCAUCCCUCCAGCCUCAUCUGGGGAGCCGGGUACAGUGGUUAUCCAAACUCCAAGCGCUGCUCCAGAGGAGACUUCAUCCUCAGCCGUAAGCAUAACGCGACCACCAACAGUCGCACAGAACACAACCAUCUUCGGCGGCGGAGCAGGCUCAACAACGAGAACAAUCUACAUCCCCCCUGCUUCAGAAGGCGAGCCAGGAACAGUCCUCAUCGAGACACCAACCGCCAGUCCCGCAGCUUCAACCAUUCCUAUCACCGGCGCACCAGCAGGCAUUCCGGCAACUUCUACCCCAAUCGUCGCUGGUACCAAUGUCACUAUCUUCAGAGCUGCUCCUCCCACAGCGACGGCUGAACGAACUUUGUAUGAUCCGCCGACUGCGGCUGGAGAGCCUGGUACAGUUGUUAUCGAGACAAUGGUCGUGUCUUCGACUUCUGGUACAACUGCGCCGUUGGGCAUGGAGACUCCUGCUGUCACAACUUUAAGUGGCUCUUCAACCAGUUCUGCUACUAUCGCUUCACCCUCUUCUACAUCGAGCAGCGCGGCAGCGGCAGCAGCAGCAAGUUCAUCCAGCAGUGUUGCAGCGGCCGCUGCCUCAAGUUCUUCUAGUGCUGCAGCAGCGGCGGCUUCGAGUUCUUCUUCUGUUGCAGCAGCUACAUCAAGUUCCUCAGCUGCUGCUGCAGCCUCAAGCUCAUCAAGUGCCGCCGCCGCCGCAUCUUCAUCAUCAAGCGCAGCUCCAGCACCAGCUACCACAAGCUCAACCAGUGCUGCACCCCCAGUAAUCACCACAUCCAGCAGCGCAGCCGUCCCCGUCGUCGCCACCUCUUCCAGCAGCACCUACAGCACAAGUAUGAUGCCCCAACUCGCAUUCGGCCCAACAUUCGACUGCGAUGGUUUCGGCUACACGGUCCAAAGCCUCCUCGCCAACACCCUCACGCGCGUCAACCUCGUCACCGGUCAGCGAACAGAUAUCAGAACGGGUAUUGGUCCCGGUGGUGCUAUCAAUGGUAUCGGCUUCAAUAGACUCGAUAACUACAUCUACGGCUUCUCCCAACUGCCACUUCUUAGUGGCCUUGCUUGUGCCGUCUUCGGAUGUAAGCAAUCAAAGCUCAUCCGUAUUGCUAAAGAUGGUCGAUGGGAGGUCCUUGAUCUUGUGAUUGGUUCGAAUGCUAUUAGUAUGGGCGAUGUAGAUGAUCAAGGAAGGUUCUGGGUAUCAGAAGGUGGAGGGCGAUGGUGGUGCAUUGACUUGAGACCAACUAGCAGCACUUUCGGCAAACUUCUGAACUCCGGCACGUCUGCCACCAAUCUCCUUUCUGGAGUGGGCGACUGGGCAUACGUCCCCGGCGGAGGAAACUAUCUCUACGCUUUACAGGCAUCCGUCAUCGAGAACGGCCUCCUCAGAACAAACAUCGUCCGCUGGUCUUUGACCACACAAAAGUGGGAGAACUACCAAGCCUACCCAGGCAUCCUCAACACAGCGCUCAACCUCGUCUGGGGUGCCGCCAUGGCAGCGCCAGGUGGAACGCUCUUCGCUCAGGAAUCUGUCCUCGGACAAACGUGGAAGUUCACACUCGGAUUCGGAGCCUCGGACCCGACACCGAUACCAGGCGGUGCUAUUCUCAAUUUGCUAGGAUCGGAUGGAGCCAGGUGUGCGAAUGCUGCAGUUUCAUGA
Molecule: messenger RNA, 10437 nt
Organism: Fusarium musae
Lineage: Eukaryota; Fungi; Ascomycota; Sordariomycetes; Hypocreales; Nectriaceae
Exons: 1
Coding region: 1-10437 (3478 amino acids)
Biological process (GO): cell adhesion
Source: RefSeq, a predicted model, not a curated record